Messenger RNA from Mytilus californianus (California mussel), 663 nucleotides. RefSeq lists its product as uncharacterized. Lineage: Eukaryota; Metazoa; Mollusca; Bivalvia; Mytilida; Mytilidae. Gene Ontology annotation, molecular function: ubiquitin-protein transferase activity. The transcript is spliced from 6 exons. The coding region runs from base 1 to 663 and encodes 220 amino acids. The record is from RefSeq and is a predicted model, not a curated record.
AUGAACGAUCAUCUCACUGCUACUGCAGCAGAUAUCACUGGUGCACCAGCUAUCACUGCUGCAUCAUCUACCACCGCUGCAUCAGCUACCACUGCUGCACCUACCCCAACUACCACAACUAGUGAUAAUGGCAACGGGGAAAAAAAUAUUCAGGAUCCUGCUGAAAUAGUUAAAAAAAUGCAACUUGAAAUUGUGACGGGAAGACCUUUAGAAAUAUCCAAUAUAUCGGAGGAGUUGACCGGCCAAACAACUUUUAUAAGUGUAGACAGAGAAAAUAUCAUUGAAACAGGAUUCGAGGAAAUUGAAUCGUUGGGUGUCAGUGAAUUAAGAAACACAUUAGAAGUUUCGUUUUAUGGAGAGAUGGCAGUAGAUGCUGGUGGUCCACGGAAAGAAUUUUUCAGAUUAAUGCUUCAAGAAAUUAAGAAAAAGUAUUUUGACAAUGGAUUUCGUGAUUUGAGAGCCAAUGUUUAUGUGUCCAUUGGAAAGUUAUUUGCCCUUAGCAUUCUCCAAAACGGAAAGGUUCCCCAAUUUAUGGAUACAGAAACCCUUGAUAAAAUUUUUGGCGAUGAACCCUUGAAUUUAGAGGAGAAUAGAUGCAUAUGCAGUUUAAAAGAAGGACUAGAUACUCUUGGUAUUGUCGAGCUGGACGGAGAGGAACCUUAA